This is a messenger RNA of Leptopilina heterotoma, 992 nucleotides long. Its product is annotated as hemolymph lipopolysaccharide-binding protein-like. The transcript is spliced from 2 exons. Bases 204 to 926 code for a protein of 240 amino acids. The record is from RefSeq and is a predicted model, not a curated record. Lineage: Eukaryota; Metazoa; Arthropoda; Insecta; Hymenoptera; Figitidae.
AGCAGAUGGUCCGUCAGUAAUUCUCAGACUCCGUAAAGGCGAGGAGCUUCUCUUUCAAAAUUCUCCUUAAAAAUCAAAGAAAAAAAAACUUUAAUUUCUCUUAUUUAGUAAAAAAAAAAAGGUAUUUUUAUCGAAAAAGGGGAAAAAAAGUAUUUUUUUAACAACAAUAUUUUUUUUUUUUUGAGGGAAAAAAGGAAAAAAAAAUGUUUUUCCACUUUCUUCUCACGGUGUUGAUUCAAAUUUGGCUUGUGAGGGGAAAUACAAUGGAAUCGAGUCCAACGAUUGCUUCCACGACAACAACAUCGACAACAGCAACAGGAACAGCGACAACGGGAUUUAAUUCGAGAAAUGAAAAAUCAAUUCACGAUAAUUCGGCCGAACAUGUACAAGUAAUGAGGCCGCCGUCGUUUUUCGAUUUGCAAAAUAUGCACACGACUAUUGUCCACGGAAUGCCUUGUGUUUGUAAUCUCGGAUUCAGAAGUGCAAAUUUGAGGGAUGAUUAUCAUUUGAGUGAAGGUAUUGGAGCACACAAACUUCAUACGAGAGCCGCAACUUGGAACGAGGCCAGGAAGACGUGCAAUGACGAGGGUGGACAUUUGGCAAUUAUCAAUUCGAAGAGAGAAGCCGAAGUAUUGAUGGACUUAUUCAAUAAAUCCGAACCAAUAAAGAAUGCGUCCUAUGACAAUGUGGCAUUCUUGGGAAUUCACGAUUUAUAUAAGGAGGGAGAAUGGGUGAAUGUUCUGGGCGAUUCACUCUCAAAGUCUGGCUACACUCGCUGGAGCAAUGAAUGGGGUGGACAGCCCGACAAUGGUGGGGGAAAACAGAAUUGUGGUGUCUUUAUGAAAGACGGAUCUCUCGACGAUGUCUCUUGUGAUGUACCAUUUGCCUUCUUUUGUGAAAUUCCAAGACUACAAUUUUUACAUUAAAUUUACCCUCAAAAAAAAAAAAAAAAAAAAAAAAAUACAUAUAAUAUAAUCAACUAUAUCAAUAAA